This is a messenger RNA of Rosa rugosa (rugosa rose), 1908 nucleotides long. RefSeq lists its product as uncharacterized. The coding region runs from base 787 to 1908 and encodes 373 amino acids. The transcript has 3 exons. Lineage: Eukaryota; Viridiplantae; Streptophyta; Magnoliopsida; Rosales; Rosaceae. The record is from RefSeq and is a predicted model, not a curated record.
CCACAAAUUUCAUCCUAGUUAAGGAAUCCCUUUCGAAAAGCUAAAAUGGUAGACCAUAACAUGCAAUUCUGCCUCCCAAGUGGCUCUUGCUUUCAUGAUUUACUUUUAUUACUUUCAGCUGACCCUGUCUUCUCUCGGAGUAGUCUUGUGAUUUCUGUACCUUUGUACGUAUGCCAUUCUUGGAAAUUCAAAGCUCAGUCCCUACUUCGAUUAUCUACUAACUAUAUGAUUUCAUUUAUAUUCUUCAAUUUGUUCUACUUGUAGAAAGAAAUUGCAAUGUGCUUUGAUCACCAAACCCAAACAAUAAUUAACCAGAGUCCUAUAUUUUAAGAGAAAUCAGAAAUCUACAAUACCACGAAUUUCUUCUUCGUUAAGCAGUCGCUUUUUUGCACUCCAAAAACAAAAAGCACUUCCCUUUUGAAAAGCUUAAAUGGUGUGCCGUGACAUGGAUGAUGGGCCUUUCCAGACUAAUGGUCUUCUUCUUCAACUUUUAUUGAGAGUGGUUCAGAGCAUAUUGUAGCAAACAAAGUGUUAUCGCUGGGAGUUGCUCAUCUCUGAAAUACUACUACCUUGUAGCUUUUCUCUUCUAGGUUUCAGAACUCGAAUUACGGCUGCAGCCUGGAGAAUAGUAAAUUUUCAGUAUUGGGCGGCAACUUAACAUCCGAGUGGAGUUAAGAGGCUUUGGUUAACAGAAGUUUCCAUUCGACCAUUUUAUUGUCCAGUUUGCGUACUGAAUUUUCACAAAGAGCAUAUAACAAGGGCCGAACUUUUACCUGUGUACCAUCCAUGGCUAAUACAUCCAUGAACAGUAUUAGCUUCAAGGCACUGGUGGACAAGCGGAGCAACAAAGUUAUCUUCAUAGAAACUGAUAAUGAUUUUGUUGAUGUACUCUUCAGUUUCUUGACAAUACCAAUGGGAACAAUCAUCAGACUUGCCCGUAAACAUUCAUUACCAGUGGAAACAGGUUGCAUGAACAAUUUGUAUGCAAGUGUUGAAAAUAUUGAUGCACGUAUUUUCCAGACUGGAGCAUGUAAAGACAUGUUGCUGUGUCCUCGCAGUGGGGCUGAACUUCAUUGCAAGAAUCUCAAAUUGAAGAUUAACAAUGGUGAGCCCACACAGUACUUUUUGUGCUCUGAGGAUUGCACCUACAGAUAUAACUUAUUUAGUCAUUACAAAGAUGUUCUUUGUGAGUGUGGAGAACCCAUGGAUAAUAAGAUACCUCUUUCAGUGGGAAAGUUGAAGAAAUCCUCUUCUGCAGAUGGUGGAGUGUUCUGUAAAGGACUAACCAGAUUUAUAAUUACUGAUGAUCUAGAAGUGAUGCCACCAUCAAGUUCGGUGAUCUGUUCUUUAUUUACUAAGCUUAAAGUCAUGGAUGCUAGUACUACUGAGGAGCUGGCUUUCAAUGUAGGAGUUGGUGAGGUUUUGGAAAUGCUUGUAUGCUCAUUAGUAUCAAAGAUGCCUUUGUCAGAAACUCUUUUGAAGCUUAAAUCACAACCAAACUUGAGCAAUGAAUAUCCAAAUCAAGGAAUAUGUAUUGAACCUCAAACAGUAGGAGGCUGUAUGAAUGAGGAAGACACCAUUUCUGUGAAGCUUAUUAUUUGCAAAUCUCAGAAGAUUGUUUGUUAUGCAGAAGCAGGGGAAGAUUUUGUCAAUUUACUUUUCAGUUUCCUGACCGUUCCACUUGGGUUUAUAAUAAAACAGAUCCAGGAUAGGUCGUCCUCUUUGAAAGGAAGCAUUGAGCAGCUGUACAAGACUGUCCAGGAUCUUGAUGAUGAAUUCUUCAAAUCAAAUUACCAGAAGGAAAUUUUACUCAAUCCGAAGCUUUACCCUGGUUUUUGCUAUGAGAACCGUCUUUUAGGAAUUGAGUAUGUGAAAACACUAGAUGGAACACUAAAUGAAAUUCGGUGA